Messenger RNA from Erigeron canadensis, 924 nucleotides. Its product is annotated as putative GEM-like protein 8. The record is from RefSeq and is a predicted model, not a curated record. NCBI's taxonomy places the organism in Eukaryota, Viridiplantae, Streptophyta, Magnoliopsida, Asterales, Asteraceae. Bases 36 to 731 code for a protein of 231 amino acids. The transcript is spliced from 3 exons.
UUGAUUUAUGCCAUCUUUACCAGCUUAUAAAUAUCAUGAUCAUAAGACAUUACAUACCAAGCAAUUUCGGCUCUAAGCACAUCCAAAUCGCAGCAACUGAAGGUCAAGUUAUGGAUAAGAGACUCUCAAUCAAUGUCAAGGGCAUCCCGACGAUUUCAACAUCGGCGCUACUUCUUUCUAAACCUUAUCAACCCUUUUUAACUCUUUCUACUUCUACAAUCAAUGGAAUAGAAAGAAAAGACGGUUUUGCAGUCUCAAUUAAAAAUCAUGGUAAAUUAGGACCCAAACUAUUAGAGAUUGUAAAGCACAAGUUAAGUUAUAGUGCUAAAAUCAUACCAAUUGGCCGUGAAGGGAGAAUUUUCAGGAAAAACUUCAGUACCAUUGACUGUGAAAAGUUGCUACAUGCUUCUCAAUGUUGCAUAUACACUACAGCUGGUGCAAUAGCAGGAAGCCUCUUCAUUUCUACUGAAAGGGUGGGAUUUUGCAGCGAUAGAGCCCUUAAAACGUAUUCUGCAACAGGGGAGCUGUUAAAGUUCCAAUAUAAGGUGUCAAUACCGUUAGGAAAGUUAAAGGGAGUAGACGAGAGCAUAAACAGGACGAGGCCAUCUAAUAAGUAUGUGGAAUUUGUGACGGUGGAUGAUUUCAGCUUCUGGUUUUUGGGCUUUCCAAAUUAUAAAAAAUCUUUAAGAUAUAUUCGUCAGACAAUUGGUCACAACUGCUUAAGUAAUUAAUAUAGAACAUUAAUUGUUUCUCUGUUCCAUGUAAAUAUAGCAACAUUAUGUUGUACGGAUACCUUUCCAAAAGGAGUGAAAAUGUAUAUAUAUUUGUUGAUGUGAGACAUUGAAGAUAACUCAUUUCUCAUUGUCUAUUUGCUUGGAUGUCUUUAAUUCUAACUUCAAGAAUCGUUUCUUAUGUUUUGUUUAA